AUGUCUACAACAAUUGCGACCUGUGCCGAUGAUGGUACAAACAGUUCGAACCGGUCGAGUUUGGAAAAGAUCGAGAGCUUCAUUAACGAAGCAGCCUAUAAAGAAGCACUCGAAAAUUCCAGCAAUUACAACACUAGACUCAACAUUGAACGAAGGCUACGCCUUCCCUUUAUCGAUACUCAGACUGGCGUUGCUCAAAAUCAUUCUUCCCUAUUCAUGGAUAGAAGACAACGAAUCCCCGGCCUACUACCCGGUCAAAUAUACUCCUAUCCGAGACAGAGGUGGAGGAAAAAGAGACGUCAAUAUUUGUUGAUGAAUGCGAGACCUUUCCGAGCUGAUUACUUGUUGAACGGAGCUGAAGGCGACAUUCACAGCAUAUCCCAGAUGGAGAAUCCCGCAUUGCAAGAUACGGAUAGCAAAGACAGCCACGACGUUCCUAAGGAAUGGUACAUCGACGAGUUAGAAAUGGACGCGUACGAUGAUCACGAUCCCGACUCCGAUUUCGACUACGAGGAAAGCUACAGCAAAAGACGACGAGGUAGAGGUCGAGCCGGAAGAGGUCGCAGCAGUUACGAUUCGCCCGGAACACCCGGCAGGAAAAAGGGAAGCGGCCGCGGCCGGGCGAAGAAAACCGGUCACAAUUUCGAUACUAUUCCCGGAGAGCCAGAGAAACCUCCCACAGUCGAACCUCGCACGCCGGGACGUCGAGGACGCCCGCCAAAUCUCCCUCCUAGUUUACCCCCUCGGCAAGCUUCUCCACCGCCCGAGGAUCCCCAAAUGCCUGUACUCGUAGCAGAAAAAGCUGCGAGUUCCUCUUCCGUCGAAGCACCUACAGAAACUCCAGGUCCUUCAGGUCCACCAACCGAUCCGUUGAAGAAGGGUUCGAGUCCGUAUUGCGACUUUUGCUUGGGAGAUUCGUCGGAGAACAAGAAAACAGGCGUGCAGGAAGAGUUGGUUUCUUGCUCGGAUUGCGGGAGAUCGGGGCAUCCCAGUUGUUUGCAAUUCACCGAUAACAUGAAGAUAUCGGUGAAGACGUACCGCUGGCAAUGCAUCGAAUGCAAAUGCUGCUCCGUUUGCGGGAACUCGGAGAACGACGAUCAAUUGCUGUUUUGCGACGACUGCGAUCGCGGGUAUCACAUGUACUGUUUGACUCCGCCGUUGGUGAACCCGCCAGAGGGAUCUUGGUCUUGCAGAGUGUGCAUCGAUAAGUUCCAUAGACCGUAG
Messenger RNA from Phyllotreta striolata, 1224 nucleotides. The record is from the annotation of a GenBank genome assembly. NCBI's taxonomy places the organism in Eukaryota, Metazoa, Arthropoda, Insecta, Coleoptera, Chrysomelidae.